This is a messenger RNA of Alternaria ventricosa, 663 nucleotides long. RefSeq lists its product as uncharacterized. NCBI's taxonomy places the organism in Eukaryota, Fungi, Ascomycota, Dothideomycetes, Pleosporales, Pleosporaceae. The record is from RefSeq and is a predicted model, not a curated record. Bases 1 to 663 code for a protein of 220 amino acids. The transcript has 2 exons.
AUGGAGGAAGGAUGGAUGGUACCUUUCCACUGUCCUCUCUACAACUACAUCAUCUCACAGCCGUCAUAUCAGACGUCUGCGGAGAGACAACGUCUUGUACGCCGCAUGAGAGAAGCCAUGAUCAAAUGCAUCAUUCUCAACGGCAUUCCCAUCGUCAUGGAAGCUUUCGUGUCUCUUGCGAAGCAAGAAAAGCCCGAAGAUCAGGAUCAUAGUUUCACGCGCAAGGACUGGAAAGCCGAUGAGGCUAACCACAAGCGCGGUCUCGAGGUUCUUGAAACGCUUUAUGGCGAUGAAAAUGAGAAAAUAUGGGCAUCAUUCGGUUCACACAAAGACAUACGUGAGUACCUUGCGACUCCGCUGCUCUCCAUCUUCGGGCUAAUGCGCCAUGUAGCGUGGCUCUCGACCGACAUAUCUUAUGGUCUGUUCCUGGCCGAUCACAACACUCUCAAUAUCAUCGAGUCCGAGCUCGCUAUCUUGCCUGCGAUCAUGUGCCAAGGCCUCGUUCCUUCAACGAAGUGGCAUCUACGUGGGUGUCUCCGAGUCGGUUGCACACGCGAGGAGGUGGAAUGCAUACAUCAGGUUAUUGAACAUAUCGCAAAGACAUGUGGGAAACAAUUACAAGGUCUACCGAGAGUCUCGGAUUUACCUACAGAUGAGAUUUGA